AUGGCGGAAUUAUCGACGUCUUCGGAUGGAUUGGUAGCCGAAGAAGCGAGGCAGCAGGAACCAGGCCAAGGAAGCUCUGAAGGUAGUCAUGGUUUACAAGACACAAAGGAGCAGGAAAUAAGAAAGGGGAAGGCGGCUCUUGUUUCCACUGAACUGCUGAGGGAGGAUCUGGUUCAGAGUGCUGUUAGUUUUCUGAAACACCCGAAAGUAGUAGCCUCUUCGGAUGGACAGAGGCGGUCUUUCCUUGAAAAUAAAGGACUCACUGUGGAUGAAAUAGAUGAAGCGUUUCGACGUUUACAAAGCCCAUCAUCGAAUUCUGCGAGCUCAAAUAUGUGCACAUCUCAAGGGGUGUUUGAUCAUCAAUGCAGGAUUACUGAGGAGAGUAAAGUUGACAAAAAGUGUAUGGAUGAUUCAGAGAGGGUGGAACCUGAAGCUGAACCUGUGGCCCCUGUGGUACCUCAUCAUCCAAAAUCAUAUAUGGAGAUCAUGGAAAUGAUACAAAGGGGUGAGCGGCCAGAUGAUAUCCAGGAUAUUAAUGAUGACCCUCCAAAUUCUGAUCAACCAAUCUCAGAACCUCGUAUGGCACCGAAACCAAAGCCAUGGGAAAAGCAAGGUCAAGGAAGUUUGGUCUGGGAUUUGAAAUCACCACAAAGGGAACCCGACGUGUUGAUAUCAAAAGUUCAGCACGAUGGCACCAACAGGGCUGCAGAGUCGGUCGAUGGCUCCAACCAGGGGGGCUCAUUGCUGCGAGCAGAAGUAGCUGCUGGUUCUGAAUCUCCUGUGAUUCCAAUUGACGCUGCUGCUUCGCUGGAGGGUAACCGCGAAAACAAAUGA
Messenger RNA from Miscanthus lutarioriparius, 834 nucleotides. The record is from the annotation of a GenBank genome assembly. NCBI's taxonomy places the organism in Eukaryota, Viridiplantae, Streptophyta, Magnoliopsida, Poales, Poaceae.